UCCACAACGGAAGUAGUCACGCAUGUAGUCAUGGCGUCCUCCUGUUCACGAGAGACAACGUGAUUACUCGAUAACAUGAGAAACUUUUUGUUUACUUAGACAGCCAAUAUCAGUAUCAUCCAAUUUCAGCAUAUCAUAAGAAAAAACUACGUUUGCACUUCUGGACUUUUUCACUUGAAAGACGUAAAGUGAUCAGCACAGAAAUGGCUUCAUUUAAACCCACAAAAAUUCAAGUUUAUCCAAAACUUGGAGAGAAAGUCACCCAAGACACACUCUACUGGAAAAACUACAAGGCUCCAGUCCAGAUAAAAGAAUUUGGCGCAGUCACAAGCAUAGACUUCUCCCCGGUGACUCCACAUAAUUUUGCUGUGACAGCAUUCACAAGAAUCCACAUUUAUGGGCCAUUUUCCCAGGAGCCUGUCAAGUCAUUUACCCGUUUUAAGGAUACAGCUUACUGUGGGAGGUUCAGGUCAGAUGGUCAGCUCCUUGUGGCAGGAUGUGAGGACUCUGUCGUGCGACUAUUUGAUGUUAGUGGCAAGGUGGCCCUCAGGCUGUUUAAAGGGCACACAAAGGCAGUACAUUUAACAGACUUCACCUCAGAUCGUUACCAGAUCCUCACAGGGUCGGAUGACUAUACUUGUCGACUUUGGGACAUUCCAAAUGCCACUGAGCUCACCACCUACACAGAGCACGCAGAUUAUAUUCGCUGUGGUGUCACAAGCAAACUCAACAGAGAUCUCUUCAUAACUGGAUCAUAUGACCACACAGUGAAACUGUUUGAUGCCAGAGUGGAAAAGAGUGUGAUAACCAUGGACCAUGGCCAGCCAGUGGAGAGUGUCCUCCUCUAUCCCUCUGAGGGACUUCUUGUGUCUGCAGGAGGGCGCCAUGUGAAGGUUUGGGAUCUGCUAAAAGGAGGCCAGCCUCUGGUGUCACUGAAGAACCAUCACAAAACUGUCACAAGUUUGGCUCUCAGCAGCAACGGACAGAGACUGCUGUCAGCUUCUCUUGACAGGCACGUGAAGGUGUACAACACAACAAACUACAAAGUGGUCCACAACUUUGACUAUGCUGCUUCUAUCCUCAGUCUGGGUUUGGCUCCGGAUGAUGCGUCCAUUGUUGUGGGUAUGACCAACAGUAUUCUGAGUAUCAAACACAGGAAAAACCAAGAAGAUUCAAAGGAAAUAGCUGGCCAACAGAGGCGCCGUCCAUCGUAUCGUGUCUUUGUGAAAGGGAAAAAUUAUGUCCCUAAACAGGAUGAUUAUCUUGUCAGUAAGCCUGUCAAAGAACAUUUGGCCAAAUAUGACAAGCAACUUCGAAGGUUUAACGUAUCCAAGGCUUUGGAUACAGCUCUGGGGACAUAUAUUAGAUUCAGAAAGCCUGAGAUCACCGUGGCUGUUAUAAAGGAGCUGGAUAGAAGAGGAACACUGAUGAAUGCACUGGCAGGAAGGGAUGAACGAGGGCUCUCUCAGUUACUCAACUUCAUCAUUGGGAACUUGGUUGAUGCCAGAUUUACUCCUGUCCUCGUAACAGCAGCCGAGAUGAUCCUGGACAUCUAUCAGUCAGUCAUUGGCCAGUCACCCGUGGUGGACCGACAGCUGCUGCGGUUGCAGGACCUUGUGAAGAGAGAGAUCGAAUUCCAGAAGGACCUUUUGGAGGUGUUGGGAAUGUUGGACACAAUGUUUGCUUCCUCCCUCCCAAGAAAGGAGGUGCCAUGCUCUGGCAUUGGCAGGUCGAAUGGUCUGACUCAGGGAGAACCAAGCACCUCAAAACCACAGCUGCAGGUCACCUGAGACUUAUAAGCUACUUUAGACUGGGUUUAAGUACCUUUAAAACAUUUCUUAAUGGACCAUCAGACGCAAAGUUCCUGUCUAGGACAUUUCGAAAAAGAAAGGUGCAAGAUUUAAGAGACUGACGAAACCACAGUCUCACUCUGGUGAUUUAAUUCAGUGUGACUAGCACAAUAAAGAUCAGAGAGACCAUACAUUUACUGUAUGAAGAAUAUCUGAAUAUGUGGAUGUAAAGCAAAGCAUUUCUUGUAUUAGAAAGCUUAUAAUUGCAAGUUGAAUUGUAAAUGCGAGUCUGUAUGCAUGGUAGUGGCUGAGUUCACUGUGAGUGUGUAUUUUUAUAAUGUCUGACAUUGGUAAAUGUUUCAUGAGCAAAUAAAAAAAUAAGUCGUUUGUCAUUUCCACACUGACUGAUUAUAAUUGUUUAAUUGCUUUGAACAAUUUCCAUUGUUAAAAUGAAUGUUUUUGUUUAUGUAGCCUGGCACAGUUUUAUCGCCCUCCAUUGGGGGGCGCUGUAACCUCAAAGAAACUGAACUUUCACUCGUAAAGGAGGAAUUUGCAUGUAAGCAGACGGAAGACCGAAGGCUUAAACAGAGACAGGAGAGGAUGCUGUGUCAGUGGAGGCUGAGGCUCAGUCUGCAAGCGCAUCAGCACCGACUGUCGACCCCUUCCCAACUUGUAGCCUAAAUACGGACAGUUGAAUUAGCAGUUAGCAAAAGGAGGAUGAAUCCGAAUUAGAGGGAUUUUUCUCCCCCACAUAUAAGCGUGCUGCCAAGGUUCUGUCGGAGUUUGAGCCCCUGUGCAGAUGGAACUGAGCAGAAGGAAAGUGCCUCUGUAUGUAAGUAUGCGCCCCAGUUUGCAGCCUAGAUCAGCUUCUUAAAUUAAUCUCAACAGUUAGUUUUCCCUCUGGAAAAUCUCUAAAAAUUGAGUUUGGAAUUCAGUGAGAGAUCAGCAUCCUUGUUUAUAAAAUGAAAGUCACUGACAGAUUGUGCUGUGUCUGAAAGGGUGUGACUGAUAUGUCUUCCUAUGUCUGUUCAUCAUGUUAGCUGUAGUUUCUCUGUACGAUUUAUUUAAAUGUGAACCCAGUGACCCUUUCACUGUGUUGUUGGAAAUGGUGUUUUCAGACAUAUGAAUAAAUCAUUUCUGUGUUGUUGUUUUUUUGUUUGUUUGUUUGUUUUGCUGUUGAACGCUAAUUCAAAGUAACUCAGGGAAAAAAAUAAACAUAUCUAUCAGCACAUAGGUGACAAUAAGAUCCUGGCAUUUGUGUAGCUACCUACCAAAUUGGUAACUCCGUGAUUCAUUCGCAGUGAUGUUUUUUAUUUGUAUUUUACUUGAUGAAAGAGAAAUUGUAAUUGCUGUGUAUUUGAUAUGUGGCGUUUUUGAUCAUGGUAACCCUUUGAACCCCUGCUGCCUGUGAUUAAGCUGUACACAAACAGGGCAUGACUUUGGUCAAAUAUUAUUUUUAUUGGUUUGGUGACCAAACAGUGCAAGCAAAAUCAUGCUCCUUUCGAGAUCAAAGGCAGAUGUUUUGCUCACGUUUAGUUCAGUAAUCUAUAACUAAUGUCAUGCCCCUGAUAGUUAUUACAAUUUUUAAAACUCAAAAGCAUGUGUCUGAAAGUGUGUGUCUGUUACUAUUGUGAUCAUUGUCCUGUUGCAUGACCCAGUUUCAGCCAAUCUUUAACUGUUGGGACAGUUUGACUCUAGAAUACUUUGGCAUACAGAUGCUCCACUCAAUGACUCCAAUGUGCCCAGGUCCUUUGGCUGUUUGUGCUGAUAUGCUGUGCUUGUUUUUUGCCAAAUGGGGCACUGUGCAUUAUGACCAUCUCCACUUUGGUCUCCUCUGUCCAAAAGACAUUGUUCCAGAAGUCUGUUGAUUUGUUCAGGUGCAACUUUGCAGACUUUAUAGGAUAAUUUGAUCACAUACAGAAAAAUGCUUUGUUGUAUUAGUGCAGAUCACCUAGCAACACAACAAUGCAUUUGACCAAGUGUAUGACACUGGAUUUCUGCAUUUUCUGGAUAAUAUUUUUGAAACAUAACAUUAACCUAAGUAUUAUAACAAACCAAGCACACCCCUUCGCGAAAACAGAACAACUUGAGUAACAGUAAAUGGAGCAGAAUCACUGAACUGGUCGAGUCAAACUUGGAGGCAGCCCACCCAGCAACUGACAGGACCUAUAGGAUGUGCUGCCAACAUCCCUGUCAGGCACCACAAGACAAGCACAGAGCUCUCAUGCUCAUACCUCAGCAAGUCAGAGCUGUUUUGGCAGCAUCACUUGGAUCUAAACAGUAUGAGACAAGUGGUUUUGAUAUUGUAGCUGAUUGGUGUAUGUGCUCACAUCCACAUAAUAAUAUGCUAUCCUUCAAGGUGCAAGACAAAGUAAAAAGUAGCAUAUGGCCACACUGGCACACUUCAUAUCAUUGAAAGCACCAGAAAUAGUUUUGUUUGAAAGUCUGCUCCAAUCCAUUCUUCUUCUGCCUCUGGCAUUAUCAACAGAUAUUUCCAGUAUUUCAUUUAGUGACCACAUUACCAUUAGUGGUCACGGUCUGGUCAAUCAUACAGAUGUAGAGAGUCUUAAUGAGGGUCCAGGAGAAGCCUGGUUGACGUUUGAGGAUUUGUGGUCAAAUAGAAAUCUUCCAGACAUGAAGAAAUAAAUAAGUGAACGCAAAGGUUAGAUUAGGUGAGACAAUGAGAAAUGGAGGCAGGAUUACUCAAAGUGUCCUUAUUUUAGUCAAUAAGAGGAGUGAAAGCAAAAAGCCUCUGGUUUUAUUAACCAUGAGAAAUCAGGUCAGCUGUUGAGGCCAAAAGAAAGACUACUGAAAAUACACUCCUAAGCCAUCUACACUAAUCUGUAAUGUAUAUUGCAUUUCACGGUAAACCUUACCUUUAGGACCUACAUUUUGGCUGCAGCUUUUUUUUGCCUCAGGCCUGUUCCUCUACUCCCGCCUCAGUCAGUCUUUUGAUAGGUUUCCAAGAAUAACCCACACAAUAUGUCUUGUGGCCUCAAUACACUGGUCUAUUGAGGCCACUGUAGGUGGACAAAUUGAUAUCGUCUACAAUAGAUUUCUUCCCCUGUGACUGUUGGAUGGUGGUGAAAAAGCAGCAGCUCUGUUAAAAGACAACUAGCCUGGGAAGCUUUUAUUUUGUAGCUAGUGAAGCUAGUUCAUGUUCAGCCUUUAUACUUGAAAUCUUUUGGUUGCAUUAGUUAUAACCACGUAUUCAAAGUGGAAGCAUCACAUGAAGCCAACAGCAUGGACCCAGAAAUGUGCAAAGAUGCAGAAAUCUGUUGAAAAACUUUGGAGACUGCAAAAAGUAGCAACUAGCCAAAGAACAUAGUGGAUGUAUUUAUAUAUACUUGUGAGUAAAGAGUGAGUGCUAGACUUUCUCAAGUGGUUACUAAGAAGACUGAUUAAAUGCUAGUGUUGUUUAUAUUUACUGAAAGUGUGAAUAAGCAGCUGUUUUCUCACAAUUGCCAUAUGAACAGCUUGCCACUUUUUGGCUGACAAGUUAAAAAAAUGAAUAGCUUGUGCUUUCAAUAUAACAUAAAUAUUAUUUCAAUAUAUAAAACCUCAAGGUCUCAGCAAAUCAGAUUUCUGGGAUCCUUAAAGGCUUGUAUUGUUUUAAUAUAAUUAACAGAACAGUUAUAGGAUGUCUUAUUUUUAGAUGUGUACUAGUCG
Haplochromis burtoni (Burton's mouthbrooder) is the source of this 5459-nucleotide messenger RNA. RefSeq names its product UTP15 small subunit processome component (gene utp15). Gene Ontology annotation, biological process: positive regulation of transcription by RNA polymerase I; rRNA processing. Bases 204 to 1790 code for a protein of 528 amino acids. Gene Ontology annotation, cellular component: nucleolus. The transcript is spliced from 13 exons. Gene Ontology annotation, molecular function: protein binding. Lineage: Eukaryota; Metazoa; Chordata; Actinopteri; Cichliformes; Cichlidae. The record is from RefSeq and is a predicted model, not a curated record.